UGUUUGUUUUGCAUGCUGUCUCUUUCUUUGCGCACAAAAAUGUUAAUGCCGGUUGGAUUUUGCGGUGCUAAAUUAAUAACACUUCAUACCAGUUCUAUUGCAAAUAAACGCGUACGUUUUUAUUCUUUGGUAAAAAUGACUUCUCAAUCAAAAUGGAAAAUUGAGAAAAACAAGAUCAUGAAUAUGCCGUUAGAAGAGAAAAGGAAGUUAUAUCGAACAAGUGAAUUUAUCAUAUUAGAUAAAGUUGACCCUUGGUCUAAAUUUGUUAUUAAAAAUAAAGAUAUUGAGAAUUUUAAGCAUAACCUUGAUGAUCUGACUGAAUUCCAGAAGUUAAAAUUGGAUUCUAGUAAGGACAAAGAGCUGGCUGAUAAAGUGUCAAUUUUCCAGGGUGAUAUCACGAAACUUGAAGUAGAUGCAAUUGUAAAUGCAGCCAAUUCAAGGUUGAGAGCUGGAGGAGGAGUGGAUGGAGCCAUACAUCGUGCUGCUGGUCCAUUACUUCAGGAAGAAUGUAAUUCAUUACAAGGUUGCCCUACUGGAGAUGCCAAAGUCACUGGUGGAUACAACUUACCUGCUAAAUAUGUUAUCCACACCGUUGGGCCUCAAGAUGGUUCAGCUAAAGCUUUACAGUCAUGUUAUGAAAAGUGCCUGCAGUACCAUCAAGAGUAUCGUAUCAAGUCCAUUGCUUUCCCGUGCAUCAGUACAGGAAUCUACGGUUUUCCAAACAGACUGGCAGCUCAUAUCGCCUUGAGAACCGCUAGAAAGUUUCUAGAAACCAACCAGGAUAUGGAUAGAAUUAUCUUUUGCACUUUUAUGCCUAUCGAUGUUGAUAUUUAUAAAACUCUGUUACAAAUGUAUUUCCCUGUUCAUAAGUGGAAUUAUAAUGAUGGUGCUUCUGUUUCAGAGUAAAAAUGAGGUACGAUGCCUUGGUGUUUAAUUUUAGUCUAUGACCGAAAUUACACCAAAUUUUUUAUUUUUUGCAUUUAUAAGUGUUAGGUUUCAAGUCUCACCUUUAAUAUAACAAAAAGUUAAUAAUUUUAGUAAUUAAUUAUUAAGUAACAAUUUAUGUUAUGCUAAGGUUGUAAUUGCUGAAGUGUAAUUUUUUUUAUAUAAAAUUAUUCU
Diatraea saccharalis (sugarcane borer) is the source of this 1119-nucleotide messenger RNA. The record is from the annotation of a GenBank genome assembly. Lineage: Eukaryota; Metazoa; Arthropoda; Insecta; Lepidoptera; Crambidae.